Molecule: messenger RNA, 1416 nt
Organism: Penicillium odoratum
Lineage: Eukaryota; Fungi; Ascomycota; Eurotiomycetes; Eurotiales; Aspergillaceae
Exons: 1
Coding region: 1-1416 (471 amino acids)
Source: RefSeq, a predicted model, not a curated record
AUGUCCUCAAACUCUGCCAUGGGGGUCGUGAAAAACACGAAGAAAGAUGCACCAGGGAGGAACAAAAACCCAGAGACUCUUCAAAUGCUUCUUGAAGAAGCACAGAAGGCGGCACCCUCUGACAGACAUAAUCCUGAUGUUGAUGGCCAAGAUUCUACCACGGGUGGGCAUGAAGACAACCAGCAGUCCACUGACGACAUCGACGAAGAUCCGCCACAUCCAAAAACUUCAAAAGCAUCACAUGAUAUUCAAGAAGAGAGACAUCCAGAGCCGGUGAAUACAGACGAGCAUGGGUCCCGCAAUGUGGAAAUGUUGGAUGCUGGUUCUGCCGAAGAUUCAAGCUCCGAUCCUGCUAUGCCAGUAGAACCCGAUGCCAAUAUCCGAAACGGCAAGCUGGAAUUACUCGAAGACUUUGGAAAGCUCAACAUAGGAAAAGACGAUAUCGGACGCAAAAAGAAAGAGACGAAAAUGGGAGGUCGCAAUCCAGCCGACAUCGACUGGUUUGGCGGCAAGGGGACAAGCCGAUUCUGCAUAUUUCGCACUGGUCCCUCUCAGGCUCCGAGAUACGAGUUCCACAGAACGACUGCGUAUAGUGUUCCAGAGCCGAAGUGCAUCUAUGAACGCAGCAAUCGCAUCUCGCAGCUCCGUUGGGAAGAUGAAAAUGGGAAUAAACACUGGCAAUAUACAAGAGAAAACAUUGGUGGGACUGCUGCUAUUACCGUGGCGGAAAGGGAUGACAAUAAAACAAUCUGUGUCCAGUGUCCACAAACAUGGGUCAAAAUCGAAUGGAAGAAUAUCAAAGAAGAACAUCAGGAGCUCCUGAUUGGCGGAUACAGUUGGAUACCCAGGUCGGAUAUGAUUCGGUUGCUCGGCGAAAAACAGGCAGCAAUUAGACUUCAAUUCGCCUGGGAUGUGCAGGAGCAUCGCUAUGUUGAAGCCAUGAGAAAGAAGGGCAGGUUCAUUGAUCCCUUGACGUUUCCUUUAUAUACCUUCAACGAAGUCAAGAUGGAGCGAGAACGAUCUCGGUCACAGUCAGUCAUGCCCUCCUCUUUCUUGACGUCAGAUCGACUGCCAUCCGUGGCACCAAUUGGAAGAGAUCGCUUAGGAGUUCCGACGGCUGGUAAAAGCAUGGGUGUGAAGGAAGAGGAAGAAGAGCAAUAUGCCCAAAGGACCGCGCCGUCUCAUCUUCCUGGCGAAACCGGUGAAGCAAACGUCACUGACCGAGGGGACAGAGAAAGAGCUGGCAACAAGAGACAAACAACAAAGACAUUCAAUGUGCAUUCUUACUUGGCGACAGUGGAGAGGGUAGAGAAAUGGAGCGAGGCUGACAAAAAUAAAAGAAGAGCAAUAGCUCUGGCAAAUUACGAUCACUAUAAAGAAGCGAGGGAGGCCUUGGGCGAUAAAGAGGAGGACUAG